CUUCCGUUCACUACAGCUGAGCUGUAUCAGCCUAUCGGGAAAAGCCUGGAAUGUUUUUGUCAAAACGUGGCCAAAAUUAACAUUUAUCCAUAAUGUCACAGCUACUGCUUUUCACGACCUACGUGAAUAAACGCUUUGCCACUGCCGCUGGAGAGAUAUUUGAUAUUUUUUAGCUAAUAAUUGCAGCGUACGAAAAAGAAGCUUAUAGUUUACAGAAGCAAGGAAAUAAGAUGCCUGCGAGGGGAGCUAUUGGAUUCUGUGUCAUAGCAGAAAACAGAGUACAAGAGAAAAAAUUGGAGAAAUUCCCUUGAGGCACAUUCAUGUGAAUGGCAGUCAAAUAGAACCACUGAUCAUCUGGAUUCAGGGCUGUUUUAUAUUAAACAGGAAGCCGUCUGGUUCGUUCCACAAGAAGAAAACUGGGUCUGAAAUGAUUGACCUUGUGUGUGCCUUGGGAGCGAAAUGUGCAAGACCGUGACUGUUUUACAGAUCUGCAAGACUAAGAUGGAGGAAGUGGAAAUUGAGUCAUUGCCACCCCCCGUUGCCGGAACAGAACAAUCGACAUUCUUGGAUGUAAGACAAGAUGCACAUAAAACGGAGUAAAACACUUUUUUCCCGCAGGCAUCAGUGACGGAGGAUUGUUGUUGUCAUCUUUGUGACAAAUCUUUGUGCCACCAUCAUCACUUGGUAAAUUACGCCUUGCAGAUUCAUUGGAAGGACUGCGCCGUUAGUGGCAAAGUAGUGGACUCUCCAGAACUUCUUGCUGAGCACCUCCAGUCCCAUGGGGGCUCCAAGACAUGCUCGACAUGUGGCAAGCGCUGCAGCAGUGUGAGUGCGCUGGCUGAAAAUAUGACCGGACACAUGGGUGCCAAACUGCACUGCUGCCACGUGCGAAGCAAGGAGUGCAGCCGCAAGGUAGACCUGAGGAUUCACACUGGUGAGAAGUCCUACUUUUGCGCGCACUGCUGCAAGUGCUUCACACGCAGUGGCCAUCUCAAGAAGCACCUGUUGAUGUGCACAGGCGAGCGGCCGCACACGUGCGAUGUGUGCGGGCAAAAAUCACUUGCGCUGGCAUCUUGAAUAACUCGUUCUUCAGGCACACUUUUUUAUUUUACUAUAAUGCUGACCAACACGUGAAAGAAAAAUCGAGAGGCCGCAACCACACAUGAUCAUGAAUUCCAUGUCAUACGAUGGAUCUUGGAAAGCCGCAGUGCCCUCCUGAUCAAAAUCUCUGACGCCGCAUAGCAGACGUGCGCUUGGGACACAAAGUGCAACCAUGACUGCCAUCAACUCACCUAGAGACAAAUACAAUGCCGUUUGGAUUAUCUUUUUCAUCCUGGGCUUGGGAACCCUCCUGCCGUGGAACUUCUUCAUGACCGCCACUAUGUACUUCACCAGCAGACUGAAGGACCCGCCCAGCGGACCCUCCACAAAUCAGACUGGCAACAGCACGUUAGACGGCGGUGACUCCCGCAAUGUCCUAGAGUCAAAGUUCAACAAUGUGAUGACACUUUGCGCUAUGGUGCCUCUGCUCAUCUUCACCUGCCUCAACUCCUUCAUUCAUCAGAGGAUUCCUCAGAAGCUGCGCAUCUCUGGUAGCCUGUCAGUCAUCCUGGUGGUCUUCCUCCUGACUGCACUGUUGGUAAAGGUGGAUGUGGCCCCCUUGCCCUUCUUCACCAUCACUAUGAUCAAGAUCAUCUUCAUCAACUCAUUUGGGGCAAUUCUACAGGGCAGCCUGUUUGGACUGGCAGGAAUUCUGCCCGCCUCGUACACCACACCCAUCAUGAGCGGACAGGGCCUCGCCGGGACGUUUGCUGCCUUCUCCAUGAUCUGCGCCUUGGCCUCCGGCUCGGCUCUGCGGGACAGCGCCUUUGGCUACUUCAUCACGGCCUGCUUUGUUAUUCUUGUCGCCAUCGUCUCCUACCUCACCCUGCCCAAGAUGGAAUUUUUCCAGCACUACAUGGACAGCAAUGGAUCCAGGUCAUCUGCUGACGAAGAGAACAAGAUGGACCUUCUCAAACAAGAGAAUGCAGAGAAGGUUCCGGUGGUGAGUCUGACGGAAGAAGACGGCACAGGGGGCGUGUCUGUGUUGAAAAUUUUUCGCAAGAUCUGGGUGAUGGCUCUGUCCGUGUGCUUCAUCUUCACCGUCACCAUCGGGACAUUCCCAGCCGUCACCGUCGAGGUCAAGUCUACAGUCGCCAACGGAGGCAGCUGGGAAAUGUAUUUCAUCCCCGUAUCCUGUUUCCUCCUCUUCAACGUGAUGGACUGGGGUGGCCGCAGUCUAACAGCCUUCUCUAUGUGGCCUGGCAAAGACAGCCGGUGGCUCCCAGCUCUGGUGGUCGCACGGGUGGUGUUUGUGCCGCUGUUCAUGCUGUGUAACGUGCAGCCUCGCUACUACCUGCCCGUGCUGUUCUCGCACGACGCCUGGUAUAUCGUCUUCAUGGUCCUUUUCUCCUUCUCCAACGGCUACCUGGCCAGCCUCUGCAUGUGUUUUGGACCCAAGAAAGUGUCGCAGCACGAGGCGGAGACGGCGGGGGCCAUCAUGGCCUUUUUCUUGUCCUUGGGUUUGGCGCUAGGGGCCGCCAUCUCCUUUCUCUUCCGAGCCAUUAUCUAAAAUGGACACCGUCGCAUAGAUACAACGCACGCGCACACAUCAGUAUUCUCAUCCUCUUUUACAUCCUGUGAUGGCAGAAGAAGACCUCGCCCUCACCAUGGCAACCAUAUAAGCUAAAAAAGCGACUGACACCUCUCAGUUGACUGGUUGGUUCCCAGCAUGCAACAUGAUUACCAUCGUUGACUUUUUUUUUUUUUUUUAAAUAAUGACCGACAACUGACGAGUUACACCAGAAGAGCCUUCUUUGUAUUUUUUUCGACACAUUUUUAUGGAUGAGGCUUUAAGGUUAAUUAUUAUUUUUUAGACUUUUUUUAUUAUUACAUUUUUUACGCCAAAGACUUGUUCAAAGGAGUGAUUCAAGGCCACCUUCAGGAGAAUCAAAAUAUUUGCAAACAUGUUUUGUAACUCUACAAAAAGGCACAAUUUCCUGAGAAUGCAGUAGUAAUAUUAAUAGACAACUGUGAGAAUGAAGUGAUACAGUGGGGAGAACAAGUAUUUGAUACACUGCCGAUUAUGCUGGUUUUCCCAC
This is a messenger RNA of Corythoichthys intestinalis (scribbled pipefish), 3140 nucleotides long. RefSeq names its product equilibrative nucleoside transporter 1-like. The transcript has 15 exons. Gene Ontology annotation, molecular function: nucleoside transmembrane transporter activity. Gene Ontology annotation, biological process: nucleoside transmembrane transport; uridine transmembrane transport. The record is from RefSeq and is a predicted model, not a curated record. NCBI's taxonomy places the organism in Eukaryota, Metazoa, Chordata, Actinopteri, Syngnathiformes, Syngnathidae. Gene Ontology annotation, cellular component: plasma membrane. Bases 1274 to 2611 code for a protein of 445 amino acids.